AAUAAAAUUCAAGAAAUUUUAGCAACUUUUCAUAAAGAUAAAAUAAAAGAUUCUUUUGACUCUUCUCCUAAACUUAAUAUUGUAAAAUUAGAUGAAAAACAACAAGAAGAAUUUUAUAAUUUUGUUAAUGAAUAUAUUGAUAUCUUUGCUUAA
Messenger RNA from Racocetra persica, 153 nucleotides. Lineage: Eukaryota; Fungi; Glomeromycota; Glomeromycetes; Diversisporales; Gigasporaceae. The record is from the annotation of a GenBank genome assembly.